CAACACACUGUAGAACAACGAGUACUACACACGCCCAGCGAAGCAACCUUGUGGAGAUCGACAAUCACAUCGCGGUGCACCAGAGACAAGGGACAAAGAGACAACGAGCGCACGCUCACAGGAUAAAGUCUGAGCUCUGCCCUUCUCAAAUCCACCUAACAUGUCGAGCUUAGCUACUCAAGGGGAGAUGAACGGGCACAAGGUUAAAUCUCACCCGGCCCCAGAGUCUCGCGUGGGAGACGAGGGUACGUCCAAGAGGAACAUCACGCGCAAGGGAGGCGCGAAGGGUAAGAACGGUGGCGGCGGCGGCGGGCAGAAGGGCCGGUGGGACCCGACCGAGGACGGCAGCGAGGCCCAAGCGCGGGACGGCAUCGCGGACAAGGGGGACCCUAACUACGACUCCGAGGCUGACGAGCACGACAACAACUAUGUCCUCGUGUCAGACAGCACAGUUAUCGCUCCCAACGCCGUGGCCGGGCCUCUCCACACGCUGCCGGAGUUCAAGAGGCGUCUCAAGACAAUCAUUGAGGAGUACUUCCUGUCCGAGGACAUCAGCGAGGUGCUCCGUUCGGUGAAGGAGCUCAAGUCCCCCGCCUACCACUACGAGAUCGUGAAGCGCGGCAUCAACAUGUCCAUCGACGCCAAAGACCACGAGCGGGAGCUGGUGUCGAAGCUGCUGUCGGACGCCUACCCCGACAUCCUGUCGUCCCGGGAGGUGUGCAAGGGCUUCGAGAGGCUCUUCGAGAUGAUCGACGACAUACAGCUCGACGCUCCCAAUGCAAGGACAUUGGUGGCAUCAUUUUUGGCUCGUGCUGUGGCGGACGAGAUCAUCCCCCCCUCCGUGUUGCGCAAUGCCGCCUUCCUGAGCCUUGGAGGCGAGAUCGUCAAGGGGGCGCGGCGCCUGCUUUCGAGGGACCACGUUCUGUCUAGGCUGGAGCACGUCUGGGGGCCUGGGGACGGUCGCCCCGUGGAAGAGCUAAAGGUGGCCAUUGACCAGCUGCUUGUGGAGUACCUCUUGUCGAGGCAGCAGGAUGAGGCCGCCGCGUGCGUGAAGGAGCUGGACUGUAGUCUCUUCCACCACGAGAUAGUCAAGCGCGCUGUCAAGACGGCUCUCGACAAGACGGACGAUGACCGCACGGCGAUGUCUUCCUUGCUGGCCUACCUUAACAAGAACGAGGUCAUCAGCGACGAGCAGAGCAAGAAAGGGUUCGACAGGCUGUACGAGGCGAAUCUUGCCGGACCUCGUCCUCGACACGCCCGCCGCCCCGAGCUUGCUCACCAAGUUCACGCAGCAGGCCAUCUCUGACGGCUGCUUGCCGGCCGAUUACAAGCCGCCCCCGACCCCAUCUCCCUCCCCUGCCGCGGAAAAUGGGAAGCAGGGUGCUUAGACCUACCUGUAUUUGUCUCUAGUCUAGCCUAGCGUUCGUCGCAGCCAACACACUAAAGAUUCUCCGCCCCUCCCGUGUAUCUUUACGUCUUGAGCAGUGGGCCCCGCACGCCAGCCAGCCUUGGUAGAACGAAUAUGAGAGGGGGGCGGGCCAAAGAAUCUCAAUGAUAAUAUCUACGUUGUUAUUGACGGUGAGGAAGAGGGAGGAGGACUACCCAGGCGUUUGGGAAAGGAGCGUUGGUCGGCGAAGAAUGACUGGUGCUCGAUGUGUGACAGCAAAAUGUGGAUGUCACUGCGGUCGAUGCGGGGUGGAAUGAAAGCUGGAGAUCGUAGGUGGUUUGGUGGCGGGUGACGUGCGUGCUGGACAUGCGUAUGUAUGGGGUGCAUCGUGGCGUUGUGGCCCUUACCUCUCUAACCUCAACCACGGGCGGGGGUUCUACACGCGAGUGUCCGGCGUUCCGUGUCUAUCGUGUUGCUUUCAGAUGAUCUAGUCGGCGUGGGAGAGCGGCGUGCGCUGGUUUGCGUGGUAGUCGGGUGCAGGACGGCCGACGGCGGCGGCAUCAUCAAAAUGUACAGAGUUAGAUCGUGUGGCUUGUGUGUCGACGCAACGUGUGAGGAAGAAGGGAAUUGAGAAAAUUAUAGUAUCAAGCGUGUGUACUGCUGUGCCUGAGAGCAUGCCUGGUUUCGACAGAGCUACCAAGCGGUUAGGCAGUGAACAGCAAAAGUUCUUUCGAGAACAUCUGUCAACAAUCUAUGCAGUGGCGGAUGAGAAGGUUGGUGUCUGGUCCCCGUGCGCGUGUCUGCACGUGUUCUGCGCCGCAUGUACACAUACGUGUGCCAUGUUUGCAGAUCCUGAGAGUCUCAGCUUGGAUUUGAGGUGCGGCAAUCCACAUUCAGGAAAUGUAUUUUUGCAACAUUACCGCUGCCCCAAAAUGCAGCCCGAGUACGACAAUAUGGUCAACCACCACAUGUUGGGGCAUACAUGGGUACUAGAGGAUCACUCCACCCCGAGAAAGAAAGCUCGUAAAUUCUUCAGUCGCUAUCGAGAAAAUCCGCAGGUUCGGCUGAGCCUUCCUACAAGCUGGGUGUCCAUUUCUCACAGUUACGAAAAUCUCCAGGUCAGGAGACAAACGUCCAUAGUGCUCUUCCGGGCAUGUUGCGCCGUUCAUGAUGUGGGAGUGUUUAGUCUUGUCUCAAACCAUCUGUUCUUCCCUCAUGUAGGGUAUACAGAACUCCUCCCUAGUUCAGAUCGUUGUGGUUGGCCCAUCUCUCCGGUUCGAUGAGAGGACCGGGCUCGCGAGCCCUCUUUUCUUCCAGAGAGAUAAAAGAUACAACCAAUAAGAUGACGCAGCUUAACUUGCCACUGACGACCUUCAGCAUAGGUCUACUGCGGUGUUAUGUGAUCAGCCAGCAGCGAUGAUGCGCGAAAAGCAUGCACGCCGCCCCCGUUCCGACCGUAAAUCAUGUUUGGCCCUCUUUGUGGCGCCUUCCGGUAUAUGCCGGGGAGGGGUUGAGAUUGAUAAUGUUGCCAAACCACCUAAGCUCUGAAAAUUCAGUUGUGGGUUGCUGUUGGUGUGUAGAUGCGAUAUUCGGUCUCAGAUUUUUAAUCCGCGGUCGGGAAGGUGGGUUUUCAGCGAAACUUGGUGAUUUGUCUUACUCAAUAUAUAGGGAAACGCAAAUCAGGGGAAACGAACUUUCUGUCCCCCCCCGGGGACAAAACGGGGAUUUGCCCAUAUCCUGCCCAUUUUAAGCGCUUUUUUGACCGCUGUUCCGGUAGAACAAACCCUACAAUUUUUGCAAACUUAACUGGCCACUUUCGACCAGGGGACACGAACUUUAUGUCCCCCCCCCGGGACAAAACGGGGAUUUCCCCUUAUCUUGCCCAUAGUAAAGGGUAGCGCAUAAUACUUGCAAACGUUGCGUUCGACACCAUACCAAAAAAAGCAAGAAGAACAACAAACGUCGACGAGUUCCAUUCUUGUGGUUGGCAGCCAACACAUCCAUCCAUCCCUGGCCCACCUCCGGGAACCUCUUCUUCGCGAUACGUACGCGACCUCUUGAGCGUACGUAUUGCGCUUCCUCCCGCUCCCCCUCCUCCACCUCCCCCUCCUCCCCCCCCCUCCUCGUCCUCCUCCUCUCCCUCAUCUCCCUUCUCCCCACCCCACCCCACCUCCCCCAUGCUCUGGUCAAGCGUAGGCGCCACUGGGGACUCGUCCGAAGAUAUGACCGGAAGAAUAACGCCGGUCAAUUGAGUCCCAAGCGUGCGUCUCCCAACCAUUUCUUUUCCCGACUUCUCCAUCACCU
Molecule: messenger RNA, 3691 nt
Organism: Ectocarpus sp. CCAP 1310/34
Lineage: Eukaryota; Phaeophyceae; Ectocarpales; Ectocarpaceae
Source: the annotation of a GenBank genome assembly